GGUAGACAUGCGCUAAGCAUGUCGGUUGGAAAAUUCGCUCCCCAAGAAAAGUAGUGGAAAAUCGCUGAGGACUCGUUAAUUCACGUUCAGGCUUCGUGCAGUGCAGAUCGUGGUUUUGUUGGUUGCUCGGUCGUGCUUGUUCAGUGGAUAGAAGAAGAAAAAUCUGAGUGUCAUCGUGGAUUUUAGCAGGAAGAUCUUUCUGGUUCUGGAUCAAUAGAAGAACUUACUCACAUUCAGAAGAGCAGUUGGGGAAAAUAGUGCAAAAUGUGGUUAAAAUUGGUGUUUAUCGGAUGUUGUGCGAUAGGUGGCAUACUGGCGGCGGCGGCACCGGAAAAGAACGUUACCCAAGAGGCGGUGGCCACCAAAGAGAAGCGCCAGACGGACCACGAAACGCGGACACUGCCCCAGGGAGCAGCGGCGGCGGAACGGCGCCAGCAGCAGCAGCAACAGGCCUACUUCCAGGAUCCGGACGUAGCGGCCCACUACUAUGCCCAGCAGGCCGGAGGUCAGCUGCUGUUUAGGCCACACCAGCCGAAGGCAGCGGCGUCCUCUGCUGGUCCGGGCAGUGGCCAAGAACAAGUGCAAGAUCUUCCCCCGGAAUAUCUCAGUUUGAUUCAGCAAUUAGCCGAUCACCAGAAACACGUAGCGCCAGCCAAGCACGCGAAACACCACUCCUACGAGCCUCAAAAUGUUCAGCCCGAACAUCAACAGCAACAGCAGCAGCAGCCGCAAUACUAUCAACCUCAGCAACAACAGGCCCACCAUCAAUCACCGCAGCAUAAUCAAAUCCAGUACAUCACGGAGGAGGAGUACGCGCAAAUCGUGAAGCAAGCCCAGGCCCAAAAUCACCACGCCGCGGCUCAAGCUCAACAGCAGCAGCAACAGCAACACCAUCAGCAGCAUCAUCAACAGCAACAUCAACAGCCGCAGUACACGAGGCCAGCCGGAAAGCAUGAACUACCAAAGUACCGCCCAACGGUCCAAUUGCUGGAGACUGGUCAAGAGCACGGACACGCUUACUCGCAGCCCGAUCCCGAGCAGUUCCGUAUUCAGUACAAGAGCAUCCAACCGACUGGGUCAGUAACGCCUGUGUCGAAGCCAAUUAGCGCUUUUUCCUUUGAAAAAGAACUAGCUAAGUUGGUUGAGUCCAACCGCCCGGUAGCUUAUCAUCAAGCUGGUGGUGGACACAGGCAAAGUCCCCAUGAGAGCCCUCGGUAUGUGCCAAGCCCUCAGGCAAGCGCAGAAUAUGCCUAUCCGUCCCAAAACGGACACGAACAUGCUCCAAAACAGUCGAUCAAGGCUCAAUACAUUGCUCCGUUCGCUCAGGCUUACACCGGACCAAAGCCAAACGCUGCUCAUCUGCAGGUAGGACCCCACAAGUUCGCUGAAAGUCCGGCCCAAAGGUAUCAGUUCAUCGCCCAGGAAGAACGUGCAAAGUCUCAUCCUCCCCAGCAGUACUUUACUGAAGUCUCACCAAAGCACCAAACUCACUCAGAAGAAAAGACACACGCUGGUGCUCCAUCGCCCAAAAUUCAGUAUUACGUCCCAAAGGAGAAGAACCUCCAGAUCUACUACCCUCACCAGCAGGUUCAGGAGAAACAACCCGUUGAACAGCACACCCCGUCGCAUCCGAUGAAGAUCGUCGAAGCGCCUCAACUGCAACACGAAAAGCCCAGCAAAGCGCAAAUUCAGGCCCACCGUCAGAAAGCCCAAUACAUUGCCCGCGAAAAGCAAGCAGAACAGAGUCAACACUCAGCGCAAAAGUCCAAAGAAGUUGAAGCCCCCUCACGAUCGGCCAUCUACGUGUCCCAACAGACCGGAGUGUCGCCGUCUUCAGCGCCCUCAAGUGCCGAAAAACAAGCACCCCCACAACAACAGCAGCAGCAGCAGCAGCAGCACCAACACCACAAAAUCCCACCCAAAAUUGACAGACCUCUAACCCAAGAGGAAUUCCAAGCUCUGGUCGAUGCGGGUUAUUCCGUAGUUCCGGUGCCGGUGCCCGUACCCGUGCCGAUCUCGCAGUAUCACGCACAACAGCAAGCCCAGCAGCAACGAGCUGCUGCCGCUGCCGGUGCUGCCUCCUCUGGACGCCAUGGCCCCGUGGCCCAAGCCUCUCGGUACCACCAGCACCAGAUUGCUGCGGCGGAGAACAAUCCGAGUCAAGUCAUCACUUACCUGCGUCCGCUGCACAUCGACCCCUUCUCGGCGGGUAUUCGGGGUCCGAACAAGGCGGCUCCGUAAGCCGGAGUGGUGCUUCCACAACACUAGAAUAGGUCGUAGUUUGUAGCUAAGCGAGUAUGAGAUAUUUAGUGUUUAGUCUAACUUAAAUAGUACUUUCGCUUGCCAUGCACAAAAUGUUAGUUGUGGUUGGACAGCGGAGGUAGCAAACUGAAAUUGUUAUGUUUAAUUUAUAAAUGAAACUACACGUGUAAUGCUGUUAAAUUGAUGCGAAAAUAUAUUUUAUUGAAACAAC
Culex quinquefasciatus (southern house mosquito) is the source of this 2473-nucleotide messenger RNA. RefSeq names its product putative mediator of RNA polymerase II transcription subunit 12. The transcript is spliced from 4 exons. The coding region runs from base 265 to 2241 and encodes 658 amino acids. Lineage: Eukaryota; Metazoa; Arthropoda; Insecta; Diptera; Culicidae. The record is from RefSeq and is a predicted model, not a curated record.